Bubalus bubalis (water buffalo) is the source of this 5325-nucleotide messenger RNA. RefSeq names its product cilia and flagella associated protein 43 (gene CFAP43). Gene Ontology annotation, cellular component: axoneme. Gene Ontology annotation, biological process: sperm axoneme assembly; cilium assembly. The transcript has 39 exons. The record is from RefSeq and is a predicted model, not a curated record. NCBI's taxonomy places the organism in Eukaryota, Metazoa, Chordata, Mammalia, Artiodactyla, Bovidae. Gene Ontology annotation, molecular function: protein binding. Bases 176 to 5272 code for a protein of 1698 amino acids.
GAGAGAGAAGCUGAAAGGGCAGAACCAAUGGGCGCAGGAGUUACGGUAUCCCGGAUACGGUGUAAACAGUGGCGGCUCUGCCAGCCCGGCAGCCAGGGACCUUAGGGUAACCGUUGCAGACCCUGGCCUGGGCCAGGUGUUGGCUGCCCCCGGCCGGCUGAGAAAUAUCUGGGCCAUGGCGCAAGGCCGGGAGCGAGAUGACGUCCACAACGUCGCCCUUGGCGCGUCUCUGUCCGUGAGAUGGGUGCAAGGAUUCCCCAAGCAGAAUGUUCAUUUUGUCAACGACAGCACCAUUUGCUACCCUUCUGGGAAUUUUGUAAUAUUUAUCAAUAUUGAAACCAGGAAAAGAACUGUACUCCAGUGUAUGAAUGGAAUUGUGGGUGUCGUGGCAACUAACAUUCCUUAUGAAGUUGUGGCUUUUUCUGAUCGACGGCUAAGACCACUCAUAUACAUAUACAACUUUCCUGGAUUAACCAGAAGGACCAAAUUAAAAGGUAACGUUCUCCUAGACUACACUUUACUUUCCUUCAGUUACUGUGGCACCUACCUGGCUAGUUACUCCUCCCUUCCAGAAUUUGAACUGGCCCUCUGGAACUGGGAAUCAGGUGUCAUUUUGUGCAGGAAGUCACAACCCGGUAUAGAUGUGAGCCAGAUGACUUUUAACCCCAUGAAUUGGCACCAGCUGUGCUUGUCAAGUCCAAGUGCAGUAACUGUGUGGACCAUCGAAAGAAGUAACCAGGAACAUUAUCUCAAAGCAAAGUCAGUAAAACUGCCUUUGGAAGAUGGAUCAUUUUUUAAUGAGACAGAUGUCAUUUUUCCCCAGUCGUUGCCCAAGGAUCCUGUCUAUGGACCUGUGCUCCCUGUGUCAGCCAUUGCCGGACUCGUGGGUGAAGAGGCAGAAACUUUCAGGCCUAAAGAUGAUCUGUAUUCUUUGCUUCACCCGACUAUGCACUGCUGGACUCCAACAAGUGACCUGUACAUUGGCUGUGAAGAGGGUCACCUUUUAAUGGUUAAUGGAGAAACCCUGAAGGUAACUGUGCUUAAUAAGAUAGAAGACGGACCACCAAGGGUUGAAAGAAAUCUUAUCAGUCCAGUCACCAUGGCGUAUCAGAAGGGAGGCGUGCUUGCUUCUGGAAUUGAUGGCUUUGUGUAUUCUUUACUUAUUAAAGAUACAAAUUACAAAGUAGAGGAUUUUCUUGAGGUUGAAAGGCCGGUGGAACAUUUGAUGUUUUCUCCUAGUUACAGAAUGUUGCUGAUUCAGACAGACAAGGUUCUUCAUGAUGUGGACUCCACUCCCCAGCCUGGCCUUAUCUCCCACGGGUCUUCUUGUUCACCCUGCUUCAGUCAUGCUGGCCAUCAUGGGUCUAUUUUUAUUUAUACUUUUGGUGAGGAGCCAACCUUUGAGAAAGUCCUAGAGGCUUGUGAUGGGAAAUUUCAGGCAACAGACUUUAUCACACCUGGAAAUGAAUUCUGCAUGACACUCACACAGUCAGGGGAAGUUUGUGUUUGGGGUAUAGAGGAUGGUGCUUGUGUCAGCAGGAUUUAUCUGAAUAUCCAAGCAACAGUUCUGGCUUGCUCUCCAUCGUCCCUGUCUGCGGCCGUGGGGACUGAGGACGGCCGUGUCCACUUCCUCGAUGUCCGGGAUGUCGAAUCCCCUCAUGAAGUUCAUAAGGCCUUUCUCUCUGAAUCACCUGUGCAGCACCUCCUGUAUGACCAGAGAGGAAUGUAUAUAUUAGUUGGAACAUCAGAAGGACACAUCUUUGUUAUCAAUGCCAAACCCUCAAGUUUAUUUGAGAUUCUUGGAUUCAUAGAGAUGGGCAAAGGUAUUUUACAAAUAUCCACUGUGUCUCCUUUGGAAACAGACAUAGUAGAAGUGAUGGUGCUUUCCCCACUUCCAGAAACAAGAAGAAGCAGGCUGGAAAUAUUUUCUCUGCCUAAAAUACUACCAGAAGUUUCUGCAAGCUUUGCUGAUGAACGAGGGAGGCUGAGAGAUGAAUUCAUUCAUAAGUUUGUGUAUGAGACAGAGCACACUCUGUCCUCUGCAGUCCUGAACUUGCAUAGUAACCGAAUAUAUGGCUUCUGUAACCAAGUGCCAUACAUCUGCAGCUAUCUUCUUCCUGAAAAAGAACAUAGUGGUGUUCACAUUCUUAAGCCAUACCAAAAAAUACAAAGCAAACAAUAUGGACCUGGAAUGCUCUCUCUGUCUCCACAUGGAUUGUGGCUCAUAACAAUAGCUAAAUGUGGAAUUCUAUGUAUCCGAGAUGUUCAUACUUUGGAAACAUUUACUCGGUGUCGGAGUCAUUCUCACCAGGGGCACGGGAUUCAAUCGGUGAGAAUUUCAAUGGAUGGACAAAGCAUUCUGGUGAAUGGGAGAGAUGACAACACACUGGUUAACCUAAGAUGGAGGCGGUUUGGAGGAAUCUUAGCCAAUGAUAUUCUUGAAUAUAGCCAGCAACUUACAACUUACCUGAAGACCAUCAUGGAUGAGGAGAAUGAUUAUUUAAGUAUAGCAAGAAGAGAAUCCUUGGAUUUGGAAUCAGAAUCUGAACAUGCAGUAACUGAGAAUAUGCAGUUAAGCACUGAUUCAUCACAAGAGGAAUUAGUCAAAGUUGGUAAUAUAGAAGAAAUUCCGUGGAUACAACAGAAAAGCCAAGAGGCCAUCAAAAAUGAGGUUAAAUUGUUUUCCAACAAAAGGAAAGAGAUAAAAAGAGGAAUCAAAGCACUCGCUAAAACUGUUCUUGACAUGAUGGAAGAAAAUGAAGCAGUAGAUGAUAUUGCAAAAUUAGAGCAACAAGAAUUUGGCCUGGAUCUUGAAGAACUGGAAAGGCUGCGUAAUGAAAAUGAGCAAGAAGUGGAAAAGAUAAGAAAGGAUGUUGAGAUGCAAAACCUAGCCAAGAGAUAUUUGGCUGAAAUCAUCAAAGAAGAAUGCUGGAAUUCAAUGGCUGUGAAAGGCCGAGCUCUUAAGUGCUUUCACAUCCCCUAUGUGGUUGAGAACUUCCCAAUGAAAGAACGCACAGAUGAGGAGAUGAAAGAAUUGAAGAGAGUUUUGCAGCAAAAGAAGAUUGAAACAGAGUGUCUUAAACUACGGAAAGAAAUUGUAGAGGUUCAGUCUGCAAUUACAUUGGUUAAAAAGCAUCAUGAAGAGGAGGAUGAAGAAGAGGAAGAAGAUAGCACAGUAAAAGAUAACAGCUUGCCCAAUUACAUGCUUGGCAGUCUGAGUACUGAUUUUAGGGUACAUACCUCUUUAUUGUCAAGCCAAUUGGAACUUCAUUCCAGAGAGGAGAAAAUCAACCAAAUUAUAUUGCUGAAAGAUAUUAUUUACAAGGUAAAAACAGCUUUCAAUAGUGAGUUUGAUGCCGCAUAUAAACAAAAAGAGAUUGAAAUUGCACGUGUGAAGGAAAAAAAUGUAAGGAUUAAAGAAAUUAUUUUAGAUCUGCAGUUGGAAGAAUCAGUCUGGCAACCAGAAUUCGAGGACUGUGAAAAGCCAGAGAGAACACUUGUUGUGGAAAGUAGUGAGAUUUCAGCUCAAAGACAUAUUAAACCGUGGCAAAAAGCCAAAACAGACUUGCUUGUGACCCGUGAAAUGGAGCGAUUGCUUCUGACACGGGGCCCUGACUCAAGACGCCGAGCCCUCAUGGACAUGAUGGGAGGAGUUCUGGAAGUCAAGAAGGAAGACAUUUUGAGAAUGGUGAUUCCUCAGCCUCCGUUCAUGGUAAAACCUGAUGCUUUGUGGUCUGAAGAGGAAAGGAAGCUCUACAAAGAGUAUGAGAAAAAAGUCAAGGAGUUAAAUGAAGAAAGAGAUAAGUAUAGAAAGUCUUUAGAAACAGAAAUGAAGAAACUUCAAAAUUCUAUUCAAGAAGGCACACAGAAUUUUGAUGAACAUUUGAAAAGACUCUUUGAAAGGAGAGUGAAGGCAGAGAUGGUUGUCAACCAGGAGGAAUUGAAAAUAAACAACCUUAUUUUCUCUUUGCUGUUGGAUGAAGAAAUAAGCUCUAGAGAAACAUUCCUGAACAACUACCUUGCAAGGAAGCAGGAGGAGAGGAACCAGACCACAGAGGCCAUCCGGAAGUCUAGAGAAGACCUGGAUACGUAUAAGGAACACUAUGACAACUUACUGGCGGAAGACAAAGUUCUGGAUCGCAGCUUUAAAAAGGAAUUUUCUGAAAUUCCCAGUCAUCAGGUGGAUAUACUCUACAAACUUUUUAAACGCCGACCAAGGAUUCACAAACACAAAAUACAUGCAGAAACGACCAGUCUUGUGCCUUUUGGAGAGCGACCAGGAUCUGGGAAAUUGAAUAAGGAUGCCUUUGACCAGUUAAUGAAAGCCAUGGAUGACUUGGACAGUACUAAUAAUAUGCCAGAAGGCUUGGACACCUCUGUCUGGGAACAUUUCUGCAUGACCAGAAGAGCAAAAGUGGAAAAUGAACAGAAAGUAAAGCAGAAAGCUGCUGGCUUAAUAGAAAUGGUGGCUUUCCUCCGGAGAAGAACUGAGGAUGAUGAGAAGGUGCAACAUGAAAUUGAAAAAGUGUUCCAUGAGCUCAUCCUAUUACAGGAAGAGAAAGUGAAAUUCCAGUUGAAUUUGACGAUCCAAAUCCUCCUUAAACAAGGACAGGUAGAACUGGAGAAUUUCCAGUUAAUGCUGGAUUAUUCUGAUGCAAUCCUCAUCAACAAGAUCAUAAUUGAAGACUUGAAUUCUGUGAUUCGGACUCAAGGAAAAAAGAAAGUUGCUAGCAUGAUGGAAAGUAAAGAAGUCCAUAAAGGAAUAUUUCAGAUUGAGUGGGAACAUAAGAAGAUGGAGAUGGAAAUGGAAGAUCUAAAUCAGAAGGCUUGGGAUAUUCAGAUGCUGUUUUUUUCAAGAGAUCGUCAAAAGUACCUAAAUGAACCAAACUAUGAGACUCUGAUUGCCAUUCAGAUUGGAAUAAUGGAGCAGACUAUUGCUGUUUUAGAUAAGACCCACAAAAAGAAUGUGGAGAACUGCAAAAAGCUGCUUAAAAAACUGAGAAGGUACAGCAAUCAAAAAGAUAUAGCAAAUUAUACCCUAAGUUGCAAUUUACGAGAAGAGCUGGUGGCUGUCUCAGAGAGAAAAGACAUCUGUAAUGCAAUGGGGUCUAAACUGACCUGUGAAAAGAUUGCCAAAGAACGAUACGAAAACAUGAUGCGACAACAAAAGUUAACAAAAAUUUCAAAACAACAAGCUGAUCAGAUUUCAAUACUACAGGCUGAAGUUGAAAGAUUAAGAAUGAAAACAUUUCCUGCUCUUGUUCAAAUGUAAAAAUACUGUGGAAAAUGUAAGACCAAAUCAAUCAUUUUAAAAAUAAUUUCAUU